Hibiscus syriacus is the source of this 588-nucleotide messenger RNA. Its product is annotated as mavicyanin-like. Gene Ontology annotation, cellular component: plasma membrane. The record is from RefSeq and is a predicted model, not a curated record. The coding region runs from base 1 to 588 and encodes 195 amino acids. Gene Ontology annotation, molecular function: electron transfer activity. Lineage: Eukaryota; Viridiplantae; Streptophyta; Magnoliopsida; Malvales; Malvaceae. The transcript has 3 exons.
AUGGCUUCAUUUUCACUUCAGAAACUCUGCAAAUUCUCUUUGUUUUUUCUAGUUUUUGUCUCGGUCACCGUCGCCACUGCUUCUUUUCAGUUCAAAGUUGGUGGGGAUAAAGGUUGGACAAAACCAAGGGCGAGGCUGACAACUGGAAAAUCCGAAACUUACAACGAAUGGGCCUCCAGGAACCGCUUUCACGUUGGGGAUUCACUUUAUUUCGAGUACAACAAUGACUCGGUGUUGGUGGUGGACUCUACAAGCUACACCAACUGCAAUGUUGCUGAUCCUAUCUUUAAGUUGAAAGACGGCGAAAGGGUUUUCGUAUUCGACCGGUACGGGUUCUUCUACUUCAUCAGUGGGGAGCUAGGUCACUGUCAAGCCGGUCAGAAACUGAUCGUUCGAGUAAGGGUGCACCCUGUGGCUUCGAUCAGCUCUCCUCGGCCGGCACCGUCGCCUAUGGAAAACGAUUACGGGGAUGGUUGGGACUCGUUUUGGGGGGCUCAGCCGCAAAAUUCGACCAUCAAGCAGACGGUUGCAUCAUAUUUCAUGACGGCUCUCGGAGGAGUGCUGGUUAUGAUGUAUUUGCUGAUGUAG